This is a messenger RNA of Melospiza melodia melodia, 6532 nucleotides long. It is a transcript of the gene GPN1, whose product is annotated as GPN-loop GTPase 1. Lineage: Eukaryota; Metazoa; Chordata; Aves; Passeriformes; Passerellidae. The coding region runs from base 23 to 1138 and encodes 371 amino acids. The record is from RefSeq and is a predicted model, not a curated record. Gene Ontology annotation, molecular function: ATP hydrolysis activity; GTPase activity. The transcript is spliced from 22 exons.
AGGACAAGGGGGCUCUGGGAACAUGGCGGCGGCGGCGGGAGCUCCGGCGGGAGCCGCUCCGGUGUGCGUGCUGGUGCUGGGCAUGGCCGGCUCCGGAAAAACCACCUUCGUGCAGCGUCUGGCCGCCCACCUGCACGGGCAGCGCUGCCCUCCGUACGUGAUCAACCUGGACCCUGCCGUGCACAGCCUGCCCUUCCCCGCCAACAUCGAUAUCAGGGACACCGUGAAGUACAAAGAGGUCAUGAAGCAAUAUGGGCUGGGCCCAAACGGCGGCAUAGUGACCUCUCUGAAUCUCUUUGCCACAAGGUUUGACCAGGUGAUGAAGUUUAUUGAAAAAAGGCAAAAUGCAUCUAAGUAUGUUAUUAUUGACACACCAGGGCAAAUUGAGGUAUUCACUUGGUCAGCAUCAGGAACCAUCAUAACGGAGGCUUUGGCCUCCUCUUUCCCUUCAGUUGUUGUCUAUGUGAUGGACACCUCUCGCAGUACCAACCCCAUCACCUUCAUGUCCAACAUGCUCUAUGCCUGCAGUAUCUUGUACAAGACAAAGCUACCUUUCAUCGUGGUUAUGAACAAAACUGACAUAAUCGACCACAGUUUCGCAGUGGAAUGGAUGCAGGACUUUGAGACUUUUCAGGAUGCCCUGAACCAAGAGACCUCCUAUGUCAGUAACCUGACUCGUUCCAUGAGUUUAGUAUUGGAUGAAUUUUACAGCUCCCUGAAGGUGGUCGGUGUUUCUGCAGUGCUUGGCACAGGACUGGAGGAGUUUUUUACCCAGCUUUCUAAAGCUGUGGAUGAAUACGAGCGAGAGUAUCGUCCAGAAUAUGAGCGCCUGAGAAAAACACUGGAGGAAGCUCAGGAGAAACAGAAGAAAGAGCAGCUGGAGCACUUGUGGAAGGACAUGGGCAGUGUGUGCAUGCAGAGCAGCACCCUGGCAGGAUCUGGUGAUGCUUCUGCAAUGGGUCCCUCUGAGCUAAUCCUCACACGAGGAACUCUCGAUGAAGAGGAAGAAGAGAGGGACAGUGAUACCGACGACAUUGACCAUGAAGUGACUGAGGAGAGUCAUGAAGAACCAGCCUUCAGAAACUUCAUGCAAGACAUGCGGAUGAAAUGCCAGAGAAAAAGCAACCUGAAUGAAUGAGACCUUCACAGACAGAAGGUUUGGGAGGAACAGCAUAAAGAAACUUGCACGGAGCCAUGAGUGAAGGCUUUUAUUUGUGAACUUGUUUCCUCUGAUAGAUUUUUAUUUCUCUUUCUGCAGUAACUGUUGGUCAUGUGAGUUAAAGAUCUCGGAGCCAACUGACUGCACAGUUUGCCAUCUGCACUGUGGCUUCCUGAAGCUGAGGGAAUCGGAUAGCAGUUUCUUUUCCUCCAGAUUCUUCAGAUCUGUCUGUUGAGAGCUUAGAUUGUGAGCUCUGGCAGGCAGCAUUAGUAUCUGCAGCACUAAUUGGUCCCUAGAACGUGUUCCAUUCACGUGUGCAGCCAGGUGUCUGCUGCAGCCAGGGCACAAGUGAUGCUGUACUGAACUUUAUCAAUCUGCUCACUGUUUGAUGGUUUGGUUUCUGUUAAGUAUAUUUUAUGUACUAACAAAUGUGUGAUAAUAACAGAAGGGAAUUUCAUUUUAAGCACUGUUCUAAGGUGAGAUUUUUUCCCUGUCCUUGCAACCCAUCUGUAUGGAUGUGCAGCAAAUGCUUCUUCAUUACAUUGUACAGAUGUGGUACAGAUUCCUCCCAGGAAAAUCCUGAGCAAAGAAAGUUCCCAGGAAAGUAAUAAAAAGUCUCUGGCUUGAUUUGGCUGAGAACAGAAGUGCACAUAGUUAUGUACUGGCUGCAUCUGUCCCUAGGUUACUUAAAGCAGAGGCAUUUCCAUAGAUGGGUGCUGACCUGGAAUACACACAAGUGCUUAGAGACUGGCUAAUACUUACUUUUCAUGGUAGGCACUUGCAGUUUAGAAGUCUGGACCCUGAAUCUCUGGGGUUUUCUCCUCCACACAAAGGGGUGGCCUCACUGGGUAGGUCUCUGAGUGCAAGUCUGGCACAGGUUGGCUAGCACCAAUCCCAAAUGGCUAGUGUGGAAUAACCACUCUGCUUUAAUUUAUAAAUCACUGCUUCUCUUAGUGGAUAAACCCUUCAACUUUACUUCAAUUUCACCAAGUUCUGAACUGUGGCCACUGUGUCCCUGGUGGAAUUCUGUGUAUGGUCCUAUGGGAAUGUUCCCAAGGAGCAAUUCUGUGUAUGGUCCUAUGGAAUGUUCCCAAGGAACAAUUCUGUAUAUGGUCCUAUGGAAUGUUCACAAGGAACCACUCUGCCCUAACCUGUGACUGUAGCCCAGGGGUGACCUCGUCCCAACACCUCCAGCUGUGUCAGUGAGUCCUGACUGUGCCCAUGCUGACCCAUCACAGGUUCCUCUGCCUGCUGCCCUGGGGAGCAUCCCUAAAGUGCCACCAAGAGAGGAGCUCCUGUGGGCACAGUGUCCUGGGAUUCAGGGGAAAAGAAGGGCUUUUCGGUCUUCAGCACCUCACACUCCAUCAGCACUGCUAGCAAACAGUCCAGCCCCUGGAGGACACAGACAGUCACAUUUUACAGGUCCUGUCUCACUUCAGCUUCCCAAGGGACACUCUGAGAGGGAGAGGGAAGGAAACAGGUCUGGUCGGACAGCCUGCUCCCAGAAAAUCAUCCUAACCCUUAAGCACUAAAUAGAGAUGUAAGAACUUCCCAAAACAUGGAUUUCCCUGCAGACUGAGGGCUUAGAGUGGCACUAAGUUGAAGCAGAGGCUGGACCUGUCAUGAACAGACCAUAUAAAUAUAAGAGGUAAGAGCCACUCAGACAAUUCCAUAAAACAUUCCAAAAUCCAUCUCCUGGGAUAUGAUAAUCUUUGGGUUUUUUUUAGUAUUGUCAAUUUUAAAUUUUCUUCCCAGGUUUUUGUCUUUCCCUUGGAUCCUUUUAACUCUUGUUUCAGUUUGUCAUUUUGGUAUCGUAGAGACAAUUUUACAAUACUAAUUCAAUUUAUUUCCUUUAUUUCAUUUCUCAAAUUACCAUUUUAUCAUCUGUUCCCUCCAUUGCCGUGCAAACUUUAAACAUAGUGCCAGUGCAUUACAAAUAAUACUUUCUCCCUUUUAUCUUUCAGCAGUCCCCAUUUUUCAUCUAUUUUGUCCUACAUUUUCUCCCACUUGUACCAGUUAUCUACUGGCCAAAGCUCAUCAGUUUCAAUAUGAAAACUGUGCCUUUGCAGGUAAUCUGCCAAGCCUUUUGUCUGUUUCUCUAAAUUGUGUGCCAUCCUGUCUUCAACUAUGCCAAAAAUGUCAUGGAACAAGUGGGAGCUUCAGGCAAGCUCUGCCUUAGCCUCAGAUUUUUAGCAACCUCUUAAAUUCAAGAAAGCGCUCUGGCCCGCAAGUUCUAAGGAUUGCAAAUCAAGGCAAUUCAUAAAAUCAGUUAUUUAUUGAACAGACAGGAGAUAACAGACAAAAGGUCUUUACUACACAGUAUAAACAAGAAAAGUGCAUAUUACUUUUAUGUAAUCUACAUAUUUUAAAGCUAGCAAAAGAAAGAUUAUUGAUUAGGGGUCAAGUGGAAUUUGGCACCAAAUGCCAUUGUUGUACCCAGAGUCCUUUCACUCACUGUCCAGAGGAGUAACUGCAAUGCAGGCUCGCUUCUCUGGAGAGAAACUCCACACAUUUACAGGGGAUUUACAGCAGGAACAUUUCUGCUUUGGGAAAGUUUGGUGUGACUUUUGUAGCUUUUACAUUAAAGUGAGGUGCCUGUCAGUGAGAAAUCCAGCUUAUCUUUCCAGGUCUCACUCUCACAGUAAGAUGUUCAUUGUCAGCCUGGAGCAUUCAUCCCGUGGCACCAAACCAAGGUGCUAUGAGACAGCUUGUCCUGUUUGAGUCAUUUCACCAUUUUACAAGCAGCUGAUGAGCUCUCCCGGGGGUGAGAUGUGCUCCAUCUCCUGGGAAUGAGAUGUGCUCCAUCUCCCAGGGGUGAGAUGUGCUCCAUCCCUCCUGCAGGUGAGAUGUGCUCCAUCUCCCAGGGGUGAGAUGUGCUCCUUCUCCUGUGGGUGAGAUGUGCUCCAUCUCCCAGGGAUGAGAUGUGCUCCAUCCCUCCUGCAGGUGAGAUGUGCUCCAGCUCUCCCGGGGGUGGGAUGCCCUGAUCCAGGUGCCUCUGUGGAUGAUGCAGAACUCCUCCCUUCCCAAGCAAUCCGUUCCGUACCGGGUCAGGAUCAGGUGUGGCAGUGGCCAAAGCUGGCAGUGCGAGGGGGUGUCGGGCUCUGCCCCCUUCCCAGCCCUGCUCACGCCUCCAGGGGAAUGUGGCAGCGCCUGCAGAGCUGGAUGCUGCUCCAGGCAGGAUGGCAGCUCCUCCCGCCCUCUCACUCAGCACCAUCAGGAUUUUUAAUGCCCCUGCUUUGACCUUUCGUUUCCUUACUGACCACAUGAGAAAACCCAGCAAAUCCUAAGAAAUUCCUGCGUGACAGAAGGUCAGAUUUAGGGUGGUGUUACAAACUUUCUGUUUGGACACCUGUCCACAGGUUCCUACAUGCCUUGUGCCACCACCACCACCAGUCCUCAGUGAUCUCCAGUGACCUGGAACAGCUGCCCCAGUGCCAGUCUGUGUCUGCAGCAGCCCCAGCCAGGCUGAGCAGGGCCAUUGGGCUGCACAGGUCCCCGAGGCUCCUGAUUUCCCCAGGAUCUGCCAUUUACCUCUAGGAGCGGCAGCCAGAAGAUGUGUCAAAGCACCUUCUUCAGCAUUUCAGGGAAGGGCCACAGUGAGCAUGUUUUGCAACUCAUUGUUAAAUUGAGAAUAAAAAAUCCCCAGCUGCCUUACACCCUGGCUGUUUUUUUUUUUUUGUUCCUGGCCAAGUAAAAACCCAGAAAAAUACCGCAAGAUAGGCUAGAAAAGAUGCAAAAAACGAAGAAAAAAAAACCCAACAUGGGUGAGAAUACCCAGAAAAAAACCCCCAAGAUGGGCAAGAAAAAACGCAGAAAACACCCACAGAAAACCAAGAAAAAAACCUCAAGAUGGGCAAGAAGAAUCCCAGAAAAAAAAUGCAAGAUGGACCAGAAAAAACCAAGGAAAAACCAGGAGAAAAAAAAAACAGGGGAAAAAAACCCGGAAAAAAAUCCCAAGAUGGGCAAGGAAAAACACAGAAAAAAAACAAGAAAAAAACCCCCAGAUGGGCAGGAAAAAACCCCCAAAAAAACCCCCCAAGACGGGCAAGGAGAAGAUCCACAAAAAACCGAGAAAAAUCACAGAAAAAACCCCAAAGAUGGGAAAGAAAAAAUACGGGAAAACACCCACAGAAAACAAAAAAAAAAAUCCCCAAGAUAUGCAAGAAGAAACGCAGAAAAAAACAGAAAAAAAACCCCAAGAUGGGCAAGAAGUAACCUGGAAAAAACCCCCCAAAAACUGGCAAGAAAAAAACAGAAAAAACUCCAAAAUGGGCAAGAAAAAUUGUCUUAAAAGGGUACUGAGAAAAUACGUCUCCCUUAGAGUCCCGCGGAAAGGUUCUCAGUGCGAUCUCUAUCAAGUGCUAUGAGUCUUGAUAAAUUGGAGAAGAGCCCAAGAGAAAUUUUUCAUCCCUUGAUAUAAAAGGGAUCGGUGGAUUUUAACUUUGGAGUCCCCUAUGCUAAGGAUGCUCAGCUUACAGGUGAUGAAAUGUUCAGUAAUGUAUUUGCUGCAGCUCUGCUUACCCAAGCUUUGGGUUCCUUCUGUCCCACUGGGAGUUGCCCAGUUUGGUUGCAUCUGGUGAAAUUCACCCUGAGACCUUACAGAACCAGCUCCAACUACGUGAGAGCCAUUUGCAGUUCUCUCCAGACACCUGGAGAAUGGGCGACGUUUCUGAGGAUCCGGCGAGCGUGCUUCUAUCAAAACUCAGUCUGUGAAAUUCCUGGGGAAAACCCUUCUGUGUCCUGAAGGGUUCAAACUCUGGUGAGGAUCCAGUUAUCAGGCGCUCACCUGGAUGGUUCCAGCUGCCAAAGGGAAAGGCUCUCGUAUCCUUGUCGUCGGGCUCGGUGCUGUCCAAGAAGAUACGGGGACUAAAAAAAUCAUAAGAAGCAAAAUAUGACUGCAGGGAAAAGAAGCUGGAGAGAACAGAAGAGCCCUGUUGUAUUAAUCAUCAUACAAGUGCAAAAGAAAAAAUCAGACCCUGUCCCAAGCACUUAGAGCCCAGAACACGAUUUCCUCAGGCUGCCAUUUGUGUGCCAUCGGUACUCACCACGGAAGGGAGCUGGGGAUUGUUGCAGCUGUUGGGAACAAACCGCUUCUCGUCACACAGAAAUGGAAUUGGGACGACACCUCGGCCAGCCCCUCUCUGCCAUCGUCUCCUGAAUCUGCAGCAGAGCAGUUCCAGUCCAUCCGGGCACGUGUAAUCCAGUUCCUGAUGAUCUGAGCACACGGAGCAGCGCUCAGCUGCUGUGGGGGCUCACGGAAGGCAGAGUGUGCAUUGUCAUCUUCCUGAACGUACAGACAAAUCAAAGUGAGAAGCCACAGCGUGGAAAUCAGUCGCAUAUAUGCUAAAUAAAACUUGCAGAUUUUUUUAAGAA